Molecule: messenger RNA, 162 nt
Organism: Symbiodinium sp. CCMP2456
Lineage: Eukaryota; Dinophyceae; Suessiales; Symbiodiniaceae
Source: the annotation of a GenBank genome assembly
GAGAUGAAGACGCGACGUCUUCAAACGCUCAGUCGUCUCCAGGAUGCCGAGAUCCGUGGAGAGGCCGCAGAGAAGCCCCGUUUCCGCACUGGCAUGAACUCUCGUGAGGGUGCGGGAAGGGACCCCCCGAUUUCGGAGCACCAGCGCGCGGUGGAGAUGAAG